AUGACUUCGACAUACGGACAAUAUUAUGGCAAUAUAGUGUUCAUCGACGAGGCUCAGGUGCAACAAAACCAACAACGUGAUGCCGCCGCACAAACAUUGACAUUGAGAGGGCUGUCCAUCACCUACGUGUGGUGGCGCGCAGCGCAGGCAGGUCUCAACUUGAAGUGGAAUCGGCUCAACGCGGCCCCACCUAAGCUGGACAGCUUGCAUUCCGAUGACCAGGACCUUUUCAACCGAUGCAAACCAUUGCUCGACCACAGUAUACCCGACAUAUAUCCUAUCAGCCCUGAAACUGCGAAGGUCAUGUUCGAGACCUUUGAGGCCAUGGUUAUGGAGGUGCAGCCCGACAAAUAUGACACUAUCCAGCGAGCGGUCAUUGGUCUAGAGCAGUGGGAUAUGCUCGAUCGUCUCAUGUUCGACAAUAACCUGGAGGACGGCGGAUUAUUUGCAGCUGAUAAGUUCACCGGGCGCUGCUCUCGGCGGGAACGAAUGUGGAAAACACUGUUUGACCCGAAGGCUAAGUAA
This is a messenger RNA of Peniophora sp. CBMAI 1063, 525 nucleotides long. NCBI's taxonomy places the organism in Eukaryota, Fungi, Basidiomycota, Agaricomycetes, Russulales, Peniophoraceae. The record is from the annotation of a GenBank genome assembly.